AAGAAGAAGGUAGUUUCAGUUGUUGUUGGUGCAGGUGAGGGAGUGCUGAUCAUGGCAGAGGAUGUUGCUGUAUCAGAGGAGACUUUAACAAGUGCUCUGACUAAGUUGGUGAAUUUGAGCAAAGGCAUUCUGCAGAAAGUCAAGCAGGAAGCAAAAGAAGGGUCCCUUGAGAACUUUGUCCCAUAUAAUAUCACCUCUUUAUUCGGCCUGAUCGCAGCUGGAACGGACUUCUACAAAAGCAUUGGAGUGAAGACAAAGAGUGAAGCAGAGGCCAUUUGGCAGAAGUCUUAUCACCAUGCAGCAGUGAGAGAGCAGGUAGAGGAACUUCUACAGCUAGAGAGUGAAUGGGACUCAUUCCUGGAGAGUGUGGACCAAGCUCUGCAGACAACAGAUGGACAGCUGUCAGGAGGAAAGAUGGUAGACAGCCUGAGCCCUGAUACUCCGUUCACUGAUGGACGGAGUGGAAAGAGUGUGACUCUGGGUCAGUACCUCAGUCAGGGUCAGAAGCUGCUGCUGGUUCUCAUCAGACAUUUUGGAUGACUACCGUGACGAGACCAUGUGGCCGAGCUGGAGGCCAGUCAGGCUGUCCUGGAGGCUCGGUCAGUGCGGGUCUUGGUGGUUUCUUUCGGCAGUGUGGAGGGAGCUCAGCUGUGGCUGGAGCAGACCAGAUGUACAUUCGAGAUCCUGCUGGAUCCAAACAGAAUGAUUUACAGGAGUUUUGGCCUCGGCUCGUCCUACGCCAAGGUGAUGAAGUUCGGGUGCUUACUGCAGUACUCAGAGUACGGAGCUGUGGAAGAGAUUUCCCCGACGUCCCCCAUCGCCUGCUGAAGAUAUCUACCAGAUGGGAGGUGACUUUUUGCUGGAUGAAGCAGGGAAGGUCCUCAUGUCUCACCCGUCUAAAACCCCUCUGGACAGGCCGACUGUGAAAAACAUCCUGCAGGCCGUGGACCCAGCAAAGCUGUGAAAGAUAUUUUUGAAGAUACACAUGUGGUGUGAAACACAUCACUGACACCACAGAGGAAGAGCGUUUCUUUGGCUCACGUUUAUGACGUCACGUCUCACACUCAUGACACCAUGAAGAGGCGUAACUGAGAACUGUGAAGCAAAGACAUCUGAUCUUCUUUGUUGUGUCAGUGUUGUGAUUGGUGCAUUUAUAAAUGAGUGGUACUAGUGGAUUACAUGUAAUUCAAUUACAAUCAAUAAUAUUAAUAAUUAAGAAUAAGUUUAACGCACACAGAUUGGCUUAGCAAAUUUAUCCAGAUCUGUAACGUAAAGGCUUUAAUUUAACGAUGCAUUACGCAUCUCCGGAUAUGGGCGGCCGUGAGAGGUAACAUUUCUAAUUUGAUAACCCAGAAACAUGAUGUUACCACUUCCUACUUCAUGAAACUUAUUUUCUAUGUGGGUGGUCAGUGAGAAGAUGAAGGAAAGAAAAGUCUAUGCUGCUGCAUCCUUUGUUUCUAAUUUCAUCUUUUAAUGCAUUUUAAGAUUAAACUGCACUCUUAAGAUUUAAAUCUUAAAACUUGCUUACACCUGGAAAAAUAUGUAUUUGCUGCUGUUCUACAGAUCUGAUCUUUUCAUAUCUAUAAAUAAAAUAAGACAAUUUGUCAUGAACUGUG
Messenger RNA from Micropterus salmoides (largemouth bass), 1616 nucleotides. RefSeq names its product selenoprotein L (gene selenol). The transcript has 9 exons. The record is from RefSeq and is a predicted model, not a curated record. Gene Ontology annotation, molecular function: oxidoreductase activity; antioxidant activity. Lineage: Eukaryota; Metazoa; Chordata; Actinopteri; Centrarchiformes; Centrarchidae.